GGUAAGGACGACUGCUGCUUGUCUGCUGAGAUCGUAUUAUUACAUGAACUAUUUGUUCUGAACUGUUGGAUCCGAAGCUAUUGUGAGGCAGUGACAGAUUGCUGUUAUUUUUUUAUUGUGUUUAUUGUGCUUUUUGACAACAAGAUAUCUCUCCAGCAUGUGACACUGUGUUGUGAUGUGGGUUUAUGUGUGUGUCUGGGCAUGCAGCCGCAAACACAUUGCGCCAUGUCAACUGAGGUGAACCAGGCAUGUCUCUGCGUCCUCUGGGCAUGGAGCCACCCCCGGAGCGAGAGCUGUUGUGUAUCUUUGGGACGGGGGACCUGGGUCGCUCUCUGGGCCAGCGGCUGCUCCAGACGGGCUACAGGGUGGUGUACGGCAGCCGCAGGCCCCACAGCUGUGGCCCCCUGCCCCCGGGGGCUCAGGUUAUGAGCCAUACAGAAGCUGCACAGCUAGCCGCUGUAGUUAUCGUCUGCGUUCAUAGAGAACACUACGAUUUCAUGGAAGAAGUAGCGCCUCAACUGAAGGGAAAGGUAUUGGUGGACGUCAGUAACAACAGCAAGAAGGGCCUCUACCCAGAAUCCAAUGCUGAGUUUUUGCAGAGCCUGAUCCCUGCAGCGUCUGUUGUUAAAGCCUUCAAUACAGUCUCAGCCUGGUCUUUACAGAACGGACCUUCAGAUGCUCACAGACAGGUGUUCCUGUGUGGGGACAAGGCUGAGGCCAAGCAGGCGGUCAGAGAGCUGGCUACCAGGCUGGGCCUCAGCGUCCUGGACAGAGGCAGUCUGUCAGCCGCCAGGGAGGUGGAGGACUUCCCCCUGCAGCUGUUCCCCGAGUGGAGGCUACCUCUCUGCAUCGCCACCGGCCUCACCGCCUUCUUCUUCUUCUACCUGCUCAUCAGAGACGUUAUCUAUGCCUAUGUGGAGCAGGACAAGGACAUCUCCUUUAGGAUCAUGGUGUCCCUGGCCAACAAGGUGUUCCCCAUCGUAUCUCUGAUCAUGUUGUCUCUGUGCUACCUGCCAGGCGUAAUGGCUGCCAUCCUUCAGCUGUAUAGAGGAACCAAGUACAGGCGCUUCCCUGAUUGGCUGGACCACUGGAUGCUGUGCAGGAAGCAGCUGGGCCUGUUGGCGCUGGGCUUUGCCUUCCUGCAUGUGCUCUAUACUCUGCUCAUCCCCAUAAGAUACUACGUGAGAUACAAAGUUACAGCACACACAGUGCUGCAGAUCCGGGAGAACAAGACAGCGGUGUUCGAUACGACCUCCGCCUGGCGUACUGAUUCCUACUUUUCCGUUGGGAUUCUGGGAUUCGCAUUGUACGUUCUGCUGGGGAUUACCUCCCUUCCCUCUGUCAGCAAUGCACUCAGCUGGAGGGAGUUCAGCUUCGUACAGAUGGCGGUGGCGGGCGUUUUGGAUAAAACUACGGACACACCGUUGACACCUGCGGGGGAAGACGACCACUCAGGUCCCGCGUCUCCCAUGUGCCAGGCUCGGCCGGACAAAGAUGAGCAAGAAGAAGAGGAGAUGGAGCAGCAGGAGGAAGAGGACGAGGAAAGGGGCUGGCAUGGUCAGCCACAGCCAACCACAGCCAACCACGGCCAUGAUGCUAAUGCUACCACUGACAUUAGCAAACGACCUGGAGAUGGACCGCAGCGCCCUAUCAGGAAAAAUUACCCUUCAAGGCUAAUAGUUUCUCCUGCCUCCGUCGGAUUAAGAACUAUCUACGGAACAGCAGCGGUGAUACCCGAAACAGCAACUUGGCGCUGCUGUCCAUCAACAAACAAAGGACAAAGACUUUGGAUGUUCAGGCGCAUCAUCGACAUCUUUGCCUCCAAUCACAAAAAACCGGCGGAUUGUACUCAUUUGAAAAUCUCAACCUGUCCAAGCUGGGCCACCUCACGUUGUUGCUCUGCACGCUCCACACCUACCUGUAUGGCUGGAACAAGUUCCUGAGGCCCUCCACCUACAAGUGGUGUACCCCGCCGGGCUACAUGCUGUGUCUGGUGGUGCCUUCCGUGGUCCUGGUCCUCAAGCUGCUGAUGGUGCUGCCCUGUGUGGACCGGAGCCUUGGCCGCAUACGGCAGGGCUGGGAGCGGACGGGGCCGGAGGGCGAGGGCACAAAGCCACUAAUGGCAUAGGAGGAGCACAGAUACAGCCCUCCCUACAACGUAUGCACGCCAGCGCACACACAUGGAUUGCCACCCAUUCUGAAACAUGCACACAGGGUUGUGUGCAAUUCCUCCAGCAUCAGUGUCAGUUGUGUAACCCACCGAUCACGAUCAGAGGAGGUCAUAGUCAACAACAGGCCAUCCCUCUCUGUGCAUUGUGGUUGUUCUUAACUUCAGUUAACUGCAACCACAUUGUACUACUUCCUGCCUACAUACUCACAACUCUAUCAUCAGAUUGUUAACUCUUUAUGUUGGCAGUGGAAGACAUUUGCUUGAGCACAUUAUUGUCAGUGCCAUGCAAUUUCGCUUUUCAUUUCUGAAAAUGGUCUGAACUCUACAGUGAUUGGAGAUUGAGGGAUUGUUUUGCCUUCUACAUAUGUAAAAUAUCCAUCAAUGAGGACAUCAUGUGCAUGGUUAUACUUUACUUCCUACUGCGAAUACAUGCUUCUGUGAUAUAAAUUUCCUUCCUUUGGUUGUCCACGUAAUGUAUGAUUGAAUUCUUCAUUUUUUGCUGCUAUUUUAAUAAACCUUACACUAUAUUAUCCCAAAUAA
Molecule: messenger RNA, 2710 nt
Organism: Gadus morhua (Atlantic cod)
Lineage: Eukaryota; Metazoa; Chordata; Actinopteri; Gadiformes; Gadidae
Product: metalloreductase STEAP4
Exons: 12
Coding region: 249-1943 (564 amino acids)
Biological process (GO): copper ion import
Cellular component (GO): plasma membrane; endosome
Molecular function (GO): cupric reductase (NADH) activity; ferric-chelate reductase (NADPH) activity
Source: RefSeq, a predicted model, not a curated record